CUUAGUCCAACCAGGUUCUUGCUAUCCAUAAUAAAUUUUAUGAUGCUGGCCGAAUCUCUUGAUGGUUGGAUCGAAACGAUUCGACAAUGUAAGUAUCUACCUGAACCAGAACUUCGAAAAUUAUGCGAUUAUGUCAGCGAUUUGCUUUUGGAAGAAUGCAAUGUCCAGCCCGUAUCAACACCUGUUACCGUUUGCGGUGAUAUCCAUGGACAAUUUUACGACUUACUAAAAUUGUUUAAAGUUGGGGGAGAGCUACCCAAUACGAAUUAUAUAUUUAUGGGCGAUUUUGUAGAUCGUGGACACUAUAGCCUUGAAACGUUCACUCUUCUUAUGGCGCUAAAGGCUAGGUAUCCUGAUAAAAUCACCCUUUUACGAGGAAAUCACGAAAGCCGACAAAUAACUCAGGUUUAUGGGUUCUAUGACGAAUGUAUAACCAAAUAUGGCAAUGCUAAUCCCUGGAAAAAUUGUUGCAAAGUUUUUGAUCUCUUAACUAUCGCGGCUCUAAUUGAUGAAACAAUCUUUUGCGUUCAUGGCGGCCUUUCUCCCGAAACCAAGACUAUUGAUCAAAUCAGAACUAUUGAACGGAAUGUGGAAGUUCCUCACAGUGGACCUUUGUGUGAUCUUCUCUGGUCUGAUCCAGAAAAUGUUUCAACUUGGACUGUUAGUCCUCGCGGGGCUGGAUUCUUGUUUGGGGAGGAAGUGACCGAGAAGUUUGUAACCCUAAAUGGACUGGAUUUCAUAUGUCGAGCGCACCAACUUGUAAUGGAGGGACAUAAAUCCAUGUUUGACGGCAAGCUGGUAACCGUCUGGUCAGUUCCAAAUUACUGCUACCGUUGUGGAAACGUGGCCUCCAUUUUGGAUAUCCAGACACCCAAGGAGUUUGAAUUCAAGGUUUUUGAUGCUGUCCCAGAUGAUGAACGUGUGAUCCCACCGGCCCGUAUCACCCCAUACUUCCUUUGA
Molecule: messenger RNA, 960 nt
Organism: Rodentolepis nana
Lineage: Eukaryota; Metazoa; Platyhelminthes; Cestoda; Cyclophyllidea; Hymenolepididae
Source: the annotation of a GenBank genome assembly